Messenger RNA from Anoplopoma fimbria (sablefish), 1383 nucleotides. RefSeq names its product glycerol-3-phosphate dehydrogenase [NAD(+)], cytoplasmic-like. Gene Ontology annotation, molecular function: glycerol-3-phosphate dehydrogenase [NAD(P)+] activity; protein homodimerization activity; NAD binding. The transcript has 8 exons. Gene Ontology annotation, cellular component: glycerol-3-phosphate dehydrogenase (FAD) complex; cytosol. The record is from RefSeq and is a predicted model, not a curated record. The coding region runs from base 72 to 1121 and encodes 349 amino acids. Gene Ontology annotation, biological process: carbohydrate metabolic process; glycerol-3-phosphate catabolic process. Lineage: Eukaryota; Metazoa; Chordata; Actinopteri; Perciformes; Anoplopomatidae.
GGGCGUAUGAGGAAGUUACAAUAGACGGUGGAUAAAAAGAACAACAGUUCAGUCGACUUGCCACGUUCAAAAUGCCCGCAAAGAAAGUCUGCAUCGUCGGAUCUGGCAACUGGGGUUCCUCCAUUGCCAAAAUAAUCGGGCGCAAUGUCAAAGCAUCCAACCGGUUCGACCCAAUGGUAAACAUGUGGGUUUAUGAAGAAAUGAUCGAUGGGAAGAAGCUCACAGAGAUCAUUAAUACAGAGCACCAGAAUGUCAAAUACCUACCAGGGCACAAGCUGCCCAGGAAUGUGGUCGCCGUUCCGGACAUCACAGAAGCUGUCAAAGGAGCAGCGAUCCUCGUCUUUGUGAUCCCUCACCAGUUCAUCGGCAAACUGUGUGAUCAGAUGAAACCUCACAUCACGGAGGGAACCAUCGGGAUCUCACUCAUCAAAGGUAUCGAUGAAGGUCCAGACGGACUGAAGCUCAUCUCAGACAUCAUCCGAGAGAAACUUGAGAUCGAGGUCAGCGUCCUAAUGGGGGCCAACAUCGCCAGCGAGGUGGCCGAUGAGAAGUUCUGUGAAACUACAAUCGGGGCAAAAAAUGAAGCAAAUGGCCAAAUCUUCAAAGAGCUGCUUCAGACUCCAAACUUCCGCAUCACCGUCGUAGAAGAGUGUGACACAGUGGAGUUAUGUGGAGCUCUGAAGAAUAUCGUGGCGGUAGGUGCUGGAUUCUGCGACGGCCUGGGUUUUGGAGACAACACCAAGGCGGCGGUGAUCAGGCUGGGUCUGAUGGAGAUGGUCGCCUUUGCCAAGCUGUUCUGCAAAGGCCGAGUGAGCUCCGACACUUUCCUGGAAAGCUGCGGCGUGGCCGACCUCAUCACCACCUGCUACGGGGGGCGAAACCGCAAAGUGGCUGAGGCCUUUGUCAGGACGUCCAAGUCUAUCGUUGAGCUGGAGGCAGAGAUGCUCAACGGGCAGAAGCUGCAGGGCCCACAGACCUCCGCUGAGGUCUACAAGCUCCUACUAAAGAAGGACAUGAUCAACACAUUUCCACUGUUUUCUGCGGUCUACCAGAUCUGCUUCGAGGGCAGAGAGGUGAAGGAGUUCAUCACCUGUCUGCAGAACCACCCAGAGCACAUUUGAUGAGUCCGUCUUCAUGUCCACUGCUGCUGCGUCUGUAGCUAGUUCCCACCACUAGAGGGAGGCAGAGAUGCAUCAGAUAGAAAACGCACACUAUAACUAAAGAGAUACAACGAGCCACUUUUUGUUGUUUGUUUUGUGAAGUAGAGGUAGUGGGUUUUAAGGUAAGCUAAGUUAUACUUUAUCAUCCCACAGGGCUCCAACUAAAAAAAACCUCAAAUUUCUCAUUCUGUUGUUUUCUCAAUAAAAUAAACUCAUAGGAAAC